Molecule: messenger RNA, 629 nt
Organism: Cantharellus anzutake
Lineage: Eukaryota; Fungi; Basidiomycota; Agaricomycetes; Cantharellales; Hydnaceae
Exons: 3
Coding region: 53-376 (107 amino acids)
Source: RefSeq, a predicted model, not a curated record
CUGAAUCACAGUACCUACUGAGUCGAAGUUCUCACGGGUCUCGUUGUAAUGUAUGCAGUUAUCCAUGUCUACACUUCAGCACUUUUUGCUGCAGCCAAAAGUGUUUGCUUUGUAUCGUGCCGCUAUUCGCGCCUCUAGGUUUGUCAAUGGGUCGACAUAUGUACGUGUACGUGUACUUUCUGGUCGCGCAAUGCUCCAACGACCUUGGCAACCGGUAGCCAUACCCGAUCCCGCCGUCCGGCGUGAAACUAUUGCGUGGGUGCGCUCGGAAUUUGAGCGGAACAGGGGUGUACAGAAUACGGAGAGGAUCAAGGAUCUGAUAAGAUCGGGGAGGCGAGAAAUGGCCAUGUAUCUGCCAGGAAUCCGAGUGAAGUGACAUCUUGCUGUUGGUAUGUAGGUCAAGAGCAUGUUGCAUCUGGCCACUGUGGCACGCCAACGAUCCUCCUGGAGACGUUCGUUAGCUUUACUCGCUCUCAACUUCAAUCAAACCAAGUCCUCAGGGAAGAAUAUCCUUGUCUCAUACUGUCGCAAUCUUCCGGGACCUAACGAUGAGCCUUUUCGCCAUAUCAACGUCACUUCUAGAUGAUGUUCCAAGACAACCGUUACAACACCAUUACCUAGCACACAUG